AAGCUCACUGGCAUCUGCCUCUUGGCAUUCGCCUCCGUCUCAUGGGCUGAUGCAGUACCUGAAGGUCGCUACCUGUGGGGAGCUGACCAGAUGGGCAAGAUGGUCCGUCGUGCAACUUCCACUGUCAAAACAUCGUCGACAUCCAAGACAGUCUCAUCAGUAUCAUCUUCAACACCAGCAUCAUCAUCAUCAAAACCUGCGUCAAGCAGUGUUCCUGCUUCUUCUGCCAGCAGUGCAUCAUCCAGCACCUCGUUAGUGGCAGAUGCUGCUUGUACCAACGGACCAAACUCUCGUUCCUGCUGGAGCAAUGGCUACAGUGUCAAGACAGAUUUCGACCAGAAGCACCCAACCACAGGAAAGACCGUGCCUUACAACCUCGAGAUCACAGAGACAACCUGUAAUCCAGACGGUAAUGGUGCUAUUGUCUGCUUCCUCAUCAAUGGCAUGCAGCCUGGACCUGUGAUUACUGCCAACUGGGGUGAUACGCUCUCCAUCACUGUCAAGAACUCCCUCAAGAACAAUGGAACUGGAAUGCACUGGCACGGAAUCCGACAGCUCAACAGCGUAGGUUCUGAUGGUGUUGGUGGUAUAACGGAAUGCCCUAUCCCUCCAGGUGGAAGCAGAACCUACACUUUCCUCGCAACUCAAUUCGGUACUUCUUGGUACCACAGUCAUUACUCUUCUCAGUAUGGCAUGGGUAUUACCGGCACGAUAAUCAUCAAUGGUCCUGCCACCUCGAACUACGAUAUCGAUCUUGGUACCUUCCCUGUCAACGAUUGGUACUACGCGGGCACAGAACAGGUCAACGAUCAGACUCUCGUUAACCUCCAGGCCGGCGCCCCUCCACCAAACGGUGACAACAUCCUUGUGAAUGGUCUAGGAAAGAACGCCGCAGGUGCCGGCUCGUAUGCUCAGGUGACCCUCACCAAGGGCAAGAAGCACCGCCUGCGAUUGAUCAACACCUCUGUUGACAAUGCUAUCCGCGUCAAGCUUGAUGGUCACAACUUCACCGUCAUCGCUGCUGAUUUCAUUCCCACCAAGCCUUUGACUGGCCAAGAUUGGGUCUUGCUUGCUGUCGGUCAACGAUACGAUGUCAUCUUUACCGCUAGCCAGAGUGGUGGCAGCUUCUUCUUCCGCGCCGAGGCAGCUACCGAUUGUUUCAGUGGCAACAACAAGGGUGGCCGUGCUCUGUUCACUUACUCGGGAUCCACUGCCACUGAGCCUACCGACAGCAAUGAAGUCCCUCCAUCAAACGGCUGCAGUGAGCUCGUCACUGUUCCUUACUGGACUCAGGCUGUUGACCAGAGCCAAUACUCCGCUCAGGUCAAGACCCUCAGCACUGGUGUUGCACCUGGUGUCACCACCAAUGGCAAGAACUUUGCCCUCUGGCACUUGGACACCACUGCCAUGAUGGUCAACUGGGACAAACCCACACUUCAAUAUGUCCAGGAGGGCAACACCAGCUACCCCGAUCCCUACGCCGUCAUCGAAAUUCCUACAGAGGGCACCUGGACCUACUGGCUCAUUCAGAUGGGCCAACAAAACCCACCUCUUCCUCACCCCAUCCAUUUGCACGGCCAUGACUUCUUCGUCCUCGGCUCCGGCGCCGGUGUCUUUGACUCGAGCACUGCAAGCCUCAACUUUGCUAACCCUCCCCGCCGCGACACUUCCAUCCUUCCUGGUCUGGGAUGGUUGUUGAUUGCCUUCCCGGCCAACAACCCUGGUGUCUGGCUCAUGCAUUGCCACAUUGCGUGGCACAUUUCCGAGGGCUUGGGAGUGCAGUUCAUUGAAGCCAAGAACUCGAUCACCAUGCCUGAUAGUGGGACUUUCAACUCGCAGUGUGAUGCUUGGAGAAGUUACUCGGCUAACAUGCUGUACCCUCAGAUUGACAGUGGUCUGUAG
Aureobasidium uvarum is the source of this 1902-nucleotide messenger RNA. The record is from the annotation of a GenBank genome assembly. NCBI's taxonomy places the organism in Eukaryota, Fungi, Ascomycota, Dothideomycetes, Dothideales, Saccotheciaceae.